AUGGCUAGUGUUUUGGUACCAGAUGUGCAGGGAAUCCCGAAUUUCGAUGUUGCAGAUGUGACCGGCAUUGCAUCAAAAUGGAAAAGAUGGCGUCGGGCAUUCGAACUUUAUGCUAAAGGCAAAGGAGUAAAGGAGGCAGAUCAAGCUAAAGCGUUGCUCCUCCAUACAGCAGGAAUGGACGUACAAGAUAUAUUCUUUACGUUACCGGAAGGAGAAGGAGAGGAUGAAUAUGCGAAAGCGGUGAACGCCUUGGACAAUUACUUUAAACCGCAAGCAAAUGUUCCUUACGAGAGGUCUGUGUUUAGAAGCAUGGCUCAAUUAGAGCAUGAAACUAUUGAACAGUACAUUACCCGUUUACGCCAGAGAGCAGAAACGUGUGAAUUCGGGAACCGUGAUGCGAUUGAUGAGAGGAUACGUGACCAAAUCAUUGACAAGUGUGUUCGUCAUAAUUUACGCCGUAAAUUACUAGAGAAAGGUAGGAACCUUACACUAACUCAAGUCCGAGAAAUUGCGAGAGCUAUGGAAGACUCUGAGAGACAAGCCACAUCAAUUGAGGGUCGCACGCAAGGGGCCGUAACUGGUGUAGUAAACAAGGUUAGUGUGCAAAACAAGAAACAUUUUGUGAAAAAGACAAACGGUAAAUGCUUUAGUUGUGGUUAUGAAGGACACCUGCGGAAUGACCCUAAAUGCCCUGCUAGGGGAAAGAAAUGUCAUAAGUGUAAGCAGGUUGGACAUUUUGAGAAAAUGUGUAAAACCAAAGACCGUGGAGCAAAGGGGAAACCAGGGAAUAUUCGUCACAUUACGGAGCAGUCAGGCCAGAGUGAUGACAGCAAAGUAUACGCAUUUCGUGUCCACCAAAAUUCUGUGCUAAGUGACAGCCUUGUUGUGAACAUUGGAGAUGUUGACCUCAGCAUGAUCAUCGACUCGGGGGCAAGUUGUAAUAUAAUGGGAAUGCCAUUAUGGACCUAUCUGAAGGAAAACCACAUCAACUGUGUUUCUUCCAAAGUUGAAAAACAGCUUUUUGCUUAUGGAAGUCAACAACCUCUGAAAGUGGCUGGAAUAUUCACCGCAGCUGUGAAAUACAACCAAAUUGUCAUUCCGGAUGUUGAAUUCGUGGUCAUUGAGGGGAAAGGACAAGCCUUGCUUGGUCGAGAUACAGCUGUGCAGUUGGGUGUUUUACAGAUUGUUAGCAGCAUUAGUGAAGCUGUCAAUACAGACAACAGAACUGUCUUUGAGAAAUACCCUAAAUGCUUCAAAGGUGUAGGAAAGCUGAAAUCUUUUCAACUUGAAAUACCAAUCGACCCAGAUGUUGAGCCAGUAAUACAACCUAUGAGACGUAUACCCUAUAGUUUGCGUGACAAACUCGACAAGAAGUUGGAUGAAUUGCUCGAUUUGGACAUCAUUGAACGUGUGGACGAGCCGUGUUCAUGGGUAUCUCCAGUUGUUUGUGUACCCAAACAUUUAGGUGAUGACAUCAGACUCUGUGUGGACAUGCGCCAGGCCAAUACUGCAGUGCAACGAGUUCGUCACCCUAUUCCGACAAUUGAUGAAAUUUUGCAUGAAAUGAAUGGUAGUACUGUGUUUAGCAAACUUGAUGUUACUUGGGCAUAUCAUCAGAUUGAGUUAAAACCUGAAUCUCGAGAAAUUACUACUUUUGUAACACAUAAGGGUUUAUUUAGGUACAAACGUCUUAUGUUUGGCAUUAGUUGUGCCCCAGAAAUGUAUCAAAAGGUCAUGCAACAAGUAUUGCAGGGUUGUGAGGGGGUGCAUAAUAUUAUGGAUGAUAUCAUUGUACAUGCAAGUAGUCAAACAAAACAUGAUAGAUGUCUUGAAAAUGUUGUAAAAGUGUUGUAUGAAAAGGGGUUUACCCUUAACAGGGACAAAUGUGAAUUGAACAUGUCAGAAGUUGUAUUUAUGGGUCAUGUGUUGUCUGGUCGUGGCAUAGGUCCGUCGGAUGCCAAAUUCAAAGCUGUUGUCGAAGCGCGCGAACCGAAAACUUCUAGUGAAGUGCGCAGUUUUUUAGGGCUUGUAAAUUAUAGUUCUAGAUUUAUUCCAGAUCUAGCAACGGUAGCAGCUCCGCUACGGGAGUUGACACGCAAGAAUUCAAUUUUUAGAUGGGGAAAAUCAGAACAAGAUUCAUUUGUAGAGUUAAAGCGUCGACUUGCAGAUGCCGAAACAUUGGGUUAUUAUGACAAAUCUGCGCCGACAAAAGUCAUAGCUGAUGCUAGUCCUGUAGGACUCGGGGCGGUGCUUGUGCAAGAGCAAAGUGGAGAACAUCGUGUUCUUUCAUACGCAAGCCGCAGCUUGAGUGAUACUGAGCGCCGUUACUCACAGACGGAGAAAGAGGCCCUAGCUUUAGUAUGGGCGUGUGAAAGGUUUCAUGUUUAUCUGUACGGUACAGAGUUCGAGCUACUCACUGACCACAAGCCGCUUGAAUGUAUAUACUCUCCCAAGUCAAAAGUCUGUGCUAGAAUAGAACGAUGGGUGCUGCGAAUGCAACCAUACACAUUCAAAGUUCGGUAUAUUCCUGGUCCAAGGAAUAUCGCAGACACGCUUUCGCGUCUUGUUAAGAAUGACCCUGCUCAAAAGUCGCUAGAUUUAGAAGAUGCUUAUGUUAGGUUUGUAGCUAAAGAAGCUACACCGAUGGCGAUGACGACGCGCGAGAUUGAGAGAGCAUCAGAGAGUGAUCCAGAACUGUGUUCUGUAAGACAGUGUCUUGUUACACAACAAUGGCAUCGUAUGGAGUUUAAGCAAUAUUUACCAGUACGUGCUGAAUUGUGCUCGAUUGGAAAGUUAGUAUUGCGCGGUACACGAAUUGUUAUACCCUUGCAGUUGCGUGAUCAGGUUCUGGAGCUUGCGCAUGAAGGCCAUCCUGGCAUUGUUGCGAUGAAAUCGCUGUUAAGAAGUAAAGUAUGGUGGCCAGGGUUGGAUAAGAGUGUUGAAAAAUUUUGCAAGAGUUGUUACGGUUGUCAGUUAGUGGGUCAACCCAGUAAACCCGAACCGAUGAAGCGCACGGAAUUGCCUUCCGCGCCAUGGCAACAUCUUGCCGCAGAUCUUUUAGGUCCGUUGCCAAGUAAAGAGUAUAUAUUUGUGCUUGUAGACUAUUACAGUAGAUAUUUUGAGGUCGCGGUCACGGAAAGUAUUUCAUCAGAGAACAUAACAAGUUUAAUCUCGAAGUUUUGUUUAACUCAUGGAUUGCCAUUUUCAAUCCACACUGACAAUGGUCCUCAGUUUGUAAGUGAACAUUUUAAGGAUUUCAUGUUAGACAAUGGCAUAGUUCAUCACAGGACAACUCCUCUAUGGCAGCAGGCAAAUGGCGAGGUAGAACGGCAAAAUAGGUCAAUUAUGAAACGUGUUCGAAUUGCUUUUGCUGAAGGCCGAGAUUGGAAAUCUGAACUUGACAAAUUUCUUGUUAUGUAUCGAAAUACACCACAUUCCACAGCUGGUGUUUGUCCGUCUCAGUUACUUUUUGGUCGUAAACUUCGCACAAAGUUGCCUGAGCUUUUCGACUAUAAUGUUGAUGAUCUUGAAUUACGCGACCGUGAUGCGGAAAGAAAGGAAAAGGGUAAAAUGUAUUCAGAUAAACAUCGUAGGGCAACAGAGACCGAUAUUCGUGCCGGUGACCAAGUUCUUGUGAAACAAGACCGUGAAAAUAAAUUGUCCACUCCAUUCAACACCUCACCUUUUAAAGUUGUUCAAAUGAAGGGUAACAGUGCGAUUGUAGAAUCAGAUCAGGGAAUACAAUACAAACGAAACGUUACUCAUUUAAAGAAAUUUAAUGAGAGAGAAAGUACUUGCAGAUCAAAUGAGUUACAAUAUAAUGAACCACAACCUGUUGUUGGUGAUGAAAUUGUUGAUGAUAACUGCGAAAUGAAACUUGAUACAAAUGCUGAUUGUAAACCAGAGAGUGAUUGUAGUUCUGCACCUGUUAGUAUUUCUAAUGAUGCAAGUAUUGAAAAUAGUGAUCUAAAUGUCAGUCACAGACCUGGGACUCAUGUGUGA
Saccostrea echinata is the source of this 4002-nucleotide messenger RNA. RefSeq lists its product as uncharacterized. Lineage: Eukaryota; Metazoa; Mollusca; Bivalvia; Ostreida; Ostreidae. Gene Ontology annotation, biological process: DNA integration. Bases 1 to 4002 code for a protein of 1333 amino acids. The transcript has 2 exons. Gene Ontology annotation, molecular function: nucleic acid binding; zinc ion binding. The record is from RefSeq and is a predicted model, not a curated record.